Molecule: messenger RNA, 2808 nt
Organism: Diabrotica balteata
Lineage: Eukaryota; Metazoa; Arthropoda; Insecta; Coleoptera; Chrysomelidae
Source: the annotation of a GenBank genome assembly
UUAUAUUAAAGUGUUUUAGAAGAGGAAAAGCAUAUUUAAAUGUUGAUUAGAUAAAAGAUUAUUUUAUGUAAAAAAUUUAUAGCUUUAAUCAUAUAUUCUAAAUUAUUUGCUAACAAAUAAUUUCUUGUAAUACAGAACUAUCAUGUCUGAAAAGAAUACCUUUGAAAAACUACCAGUGUCAGUUGUUCCAAAACAUUAUAAGAUACACCUUUUACCAAAUUUGAAUGAUUUUACAUUUAAAGGGGAAGUCAGUAUUAAUAUCGAUGUAAAAACUUCUACACGUGAAAUUAAAUUACAUUCAUUAGAUUUGGAGCUGAAUUCAAUAACUUUAAAAUCUGAAAAUGAACAAUAUUCACCUACUGAUACAAAAUUGUGCACUGAAAAAGAAAUGGCUGUGUUUCAAUUCAAGUCUGCUCUUGCUCCAGGAAAUUAUACUUUGGAUAUUGCAUUUAGUGGAAAACUGGAAGACAACAUGAAAGGAUUUUAUAGAAGUAAACAUGUAGAUGAAAAAGGAACCGAGUUUUAUUCUGCUGUUUCCCACUUCGCUCCAACAGAUGCAAGACGUUCUUUUCCUUGUUGGGAUGAGCCAGCAAUUAAGGCUACAUUUGAUGUCAGUUUGACAGUACCAAAACAUCUCAUGGCACUUUCUAAUAUGUCUAUUUUAACUUCAAAGAAUCAAGGAGAGUUAAUUAAGUACACUUUUCAUACGUCACCGAAAAUGUCUACAUAUUUAGUAGCAUACGCUGUGGGUGAAUUCGAUUUCGUGGAGAAAAUAUCUUCAGAUGGAGUGUUAAUAAGAGUAUACACACCAUUAGGUAAGAAGGAACAGGGAGAAUUUGCCUUAGAUGUUGCAACAAAGGUUUUGCCUUACUAUAAGCAAUAUUUUAAUAUCGCUUACCCUCUACCAAAAUUGGAUUUGAUUGCUGUGGGUAGCUUAGGAUUUAGUGCAAUGGAAAAUUGGGGCCUUAUUACUUAUAGAGAAAAUCGUGUAUUAAUUGAUCCUCAAAACUCAUCAAACUCAAACAAGCAGGGAGUAGCGUUGGUCGUUGCUCAUGAAUUAGCUCAUCAGUGGUUUGGAAAUUUAGUGACUAUGAAGUGGUGGACCGAUUUAUGGUUAAAUGAAGGAUAUGCAACUUUUAUGCAAUUUCUUAAUACUUCGGCUUUAUUUCCCGAAUAUGAUGUCUGGUCGCAGUUUGUGAAUACAACAUUCUUGGGUGCCUUAGAAUUGGACAGUCUUAACAGUUCACAUCCUAUUGAAGUAACGGUAAACGACCCGUCAGAAGUAAAUGAAAUUUUUGAUGCCAUUACAUAUAACAAAGGAGCAUCGGUGAUCAGGAUGUUGGUUCACUUUUUAGGAAAUGAUACAUUCAAGGAAGGUAUGAGUUUAUAUCUUAACAGAUAUAAAUACGGUAAUACUACUACCGAGGAUUUAUGGAAAGCUUUGGAAGAGGCCAGUAAACAACCCGUUUCAGAUAUUAUGUCGACUUGGACGAAACAGAUGGGAUUUCCGUUAAUUAAGGUAGACACCAUACAUGAAACCGGUGACUUCAUAGUAAAACUGUCCCAAGAGAAGUUUAUGUCAACAAUUCGUACAUCUCCCGAAGAAUUCAAAUGGAUGGUUCCAAUAUCUAUCUCUUCCAGCCGAAAUCCUAAUGGUGAGGUGGCUAAGUUACUUCUUAAUACAAAGUCUACUGAAAUUUUAGUUCCUGGGGUUAAGGAAACAGAUUGGAUAAAAAUUAAUCCUGGUGUUAUUGGUUUCUUUAGAACUCAGUAUUCAGAAGAAAUGUUGAAAAAAUUUGUAAACGAUAUCAAAAAUCGAACUAUGCCACCUUUAGACAGGUUGGGCUUACUCGAAGACAUGUUCGCAUUAGUUAAAGCAGGUUAUACGGACACAGUAUCGCUUUUAAAGUUUUUAAAAGUGUAUGAGAACGAAUCGGACUCAAAUGUUUGGAUGACUAUUAUUAAUAUACUCUCGAAACUGGAAACUUUGAUACAAUAUACCGAUAGCAGUGAAUUAUUCAGAAAGUUCCAACAUAACUUGCUGUUAAAGAUAUAUCGUUCAGUUGGUUGGAGUCCCAAAUCAACCGAUACACACAUAGAUACUCUAUUCAGAAGCAAACUUUUGGAUCACUUUGGAUCCCUAAAAGACGAUGAUGUAAUAAAGGAAGCCAGAUUAAGAUUUGAUAGACACGUCGCAUCAACGGAAUUACUGCCGGCUAAUAUCCGAUCUGCUUGUUAUAAUGUCGUAGUUUCUUCAGGUGGAAUAGCUGAGUUUCAGUCUUUGAUACAGUUAUAUAAUAAAACAGAUUUAAAUGAGGAAAAAAUGCGAAUAUCCGCUGCUCUGGGUCAUACUACAAAUGAGGAAUUAAUCAAAGCUUUACUUGAAUUUGCAAUGUCUGAUAACGUUAAAACGCAAGAUUCGGUCUUUGUAUUGAUAGCUGCUGCUCAAACAAAACCAGGACGUGAUUUGACUUGGAAUUACAUAAAGGAAAAUUGGAAUAUUAUCACACAAAGGUUUACAGCAGCGACGCUUCUUCAGAAUCUUAUUAAACGAGUUACUCAAGAUUUUGCUGAAGAAUCGAAAAAGAAAGAUAUUCAGCAUUUCUUUACGAACAAGAAAAACUCAUGGAUCGAAAGAUGUGUACAGCAAGUGUUAGAAAGCAAUGAUGUUAACAUAGCUUGGAUAAAAAAGGAUUCAGAAGCUAUAAAAAAAUACUUAAGCUCCAUAUAGAUUUCAUAAAUGCACUUAUGUGAUUAAAAGUUUUAUAUUAAGUUUUAUAUCAAAUAGAAUAAACAUAAGUAUAAACU